Penicillium brasilianum is the source of this 465-nucleotide messenger RNA. Lineage: Eukaryota; Fungi; Ascomycota; Eurotiomycetes; Eurotiales; Aspergillaceae. The record is from the annotation of a GenBank genome assembly.
CACCCCUGAUCCACCAUCAUGCCCAUGUUGACGACAGCCGAACGAAUUCACGCGGUGGAACUCAUUAUAAAUUAUGAGUUCCAUGAUAAAGCUCUUCUUCGGGAGGCCUUGGAAGCUGCCGGGGCCGCCCUGGCCAGGGAGGGCAAUAAACGGAAGGCGCUUAUCGGGGACGCCGCCCUGAGGCUCGUGCUCUACGAGCUUGGCUAUGAAGAUGAAGCGUCCACUCGUGACAUGACAAAUGCCCAGAACACCAGGGCAACCAACGAGAACCUGGCCCAGAUAGGCUUUUCCCUAGGCUUGAAUGUCUACCUGCAUUUAAAUCCUGCAGCCCAAGGCGUUGUUCCUGGGCGGCUGAUGGCAACAACCAUCGAAGCAAUCAUUGGCGCUGUCUACCUUGACAGCAAUAGAGAUCUAAUGGCGAUUCGUCGCCUCAUCCUUCAUCUGCGCAUCCCGCCGACGCUCUAG